ACAAGCAAACAAAAGCAAAGUUUAGAGUGAGAAACUAAAACAAAAGGCAACAAAAUUUACAACCAUUUCCAGUUUCCACUUCACCUUUUCAUUCAUUUCUUUUUUUUUUUUUCAAAUAUACUGAGAAUUUCAUGAUAUUCUUAUUUUUUUUAAAAUUUUUCACUUGUAUUUAUUUUAGAGAGGGAAAGCUAGAGAGCUUUUUGUAGGGAGUUGAAUUGAAUCAUUAUUAUUGUUAUAGGAGAAAAGAAACUUUGUUGUGUUUUUGUUGCAUCGGCGUCGCCGAAAAUUCCGAAGCUUUUGAGCCUGAGUUGGCUCCGAUCUGAACUCACUGAGUCGGAGCUCCGUUUGGUCGGUCUCUUUCUGCUUGAUGAGUUGGAGACGGCAAGGAGGAGGAGAUCGAUAGUUACGGAAACUCUUCAAUGGCAUCGCCAGUUAAUAUUAUUGUUGGCUCUCAUGUAUGGGUUGAGGAUCCAGUCUUGGCGUGGAUCGAUGGGGAAGUAACUCAAAUUAAUGGUCAAGAUGUUCAUGUUCACACAACAAAUGGGAAAAAAGUUGUUGCAAACAUUUCAAAAGCAUUUCCAGAGGAUACCGAAGCUCCUCCUGGAGGUGUGGAUGACAUGACUAAGCUCUCUUACUUGCAUGAACCAGGUGUUCUGCAAAACCUGGCUACCAGAUAUGAACUCAAUGAAAUAUAUACAUACACAGGAAAUAUAUUGAUAGCAGUGAAUCCUUUUCAAAAAAUACCUCACCUGUAUGAUAGUAACAUGAUGGAACAAUAUAAAGGAACAGGAUUUGGAGAGCUUAGUCCACAUGUAUUUGCAAUUGCCGAUGUUUCAUACAGGCAAAUGAUCAAUGAGGGAAAGAGCAACUCAAUUUUGGUCAGUGGUGAAAGCGGUGCUGGUAAAACUGAAACAACGAAGAUGCUCAUGAGAUAUCUUGCAUACCUGGGCGGUCGUUCUGGAGUUGAAGGGCGGACGGUCGAACAGCAAGUUCUAGAAUCCAAUCCUGUUCUUGAAGCAUUUGGAAAUGCUAAAACUGUGAGGAACAAUAACUCAAGUCGUUUUGGUAAAUUUGUUGAGAUACAAUUUGAUAAGAGCGGGAGGAUAUCUGGGGCAGCUAUACGAACUUACCUGCUGGAAAGAUCUCGUGUAUGCCAGAUCUCUACUCCUGAGAGAAAUUACCACUGCUUUUAUCUUCUUUGUGCAGCACCACCGGAGGAGAAGGAGAGGUAUAAGUUGGGAAAUCCAAAAAUAUUUCAUUAUCUCAAUCAGUCCAAUUGUUAUGAGCUUGAUGGAGUUAAUGAUGGUGAAGAAUAUGUUGCAACAAGAAGGGCUAUGGAUAUAGUUGGAAUCAAUGAGGAAGAACAGGAGGCAAUAUUCAGGGUUGUGGCUGCAAUUCUUCACCUGGGUAAUGUUGACUUUGCAAAGGGGCAGGAGAUAGAUUCUUCUGUGAUCAAGGAUGAGAAAUCUAGGUUCCAUCUUGAUGUGACAGCUGAAUUGCUCAAGUGUGAUGCUAAGAGCUUGGAAGACGCACUCAUUAAGCGUGUGAUGGUGACACCUGAGGAGGUUAUCACAAGGACUCUUGAUCCAGAAGCAGCUACUGGUAGCAGGGACGCUUUGGCUAAGACGAUAUAUUCUCGUCUAUUUGACUGGAUUGUGGAGAAAAUAAAUAUAUCAAUUGGUCAGGAUCCGAACUCAAAAUCAAUAAUAGGAGUUCUUGAUAUAUAUGGGUUUGAAAGUUUUAAGCAGAAUAGCUUUGAACAGUUCUGCAUUAAUUUUACCAAUGAAAAGCUGCAGCAACAUUUCAACCAGCAUGUAUUUAAAAUGGAACAAGAAGAGUAUGAGAAGGAACAAAUUAAUUGGAGCUACAUAGAGUUUGUUGAUAACCAAGAUGUUUUGGAUCUGAUUGAAAAGAAACCUGGAGGAAUCAUUGCACUUCUGGAUGAAGCAUGCAUGUUCCCCAAAUCGACCCAUGAAACAUUUGCUCAGAAGUUGUACCAAACAUUUGCAAAGAAUAAGCGCUUCAUCAAACCUAAGCUUUCGCGCACCAAUUUUACAAUAUCUCACUAUGCAGGAGAGGUUACGUAUAUGGCAGAUCUGUUUCUGGAUAAAAACAAAGAUUAUGUGGUGGCAGAACAUCAGGAUCUUCUGACAGCUUCAAAGUGUCCCUUUGUAGCUGGUUUAUUUCCUCCACUUCCUGAAGAAUCAUCAAAGUCAUCCAAAUUUUCUUCUAUCGGGUCCCGCUUUAAGCUUCAACUCCAAUCUUUAAUGGAGACCUUGAGUUCAACAGAACCUCACUACAUUCGAUGUGUGAAGCCCAAUAAUGAAUUGAAGCCUGCUAUUUUUGAGAAUCUGAAUGUCAUCCAGCAGUUGCGGUGUGGUGGUGUUCUGGAAGCUAUCAGAAUCAGCUGUGCUGGAUACCCCACUAGGCGAAGUUUUGAUGAAUUUCUUCUGCGAUUUGGUGUUCUUGCUCCAGAAGUUCUGGAUGGAAGCUAUGAUGACAAGGUUGCGUGCCAAAUGAUUCUGGACAAAAUGGGAUUAAAAGGCUAUCAGAUGGGCAAGACAAAAGUCUUCCUAAGAGCUGGUCAAAUGGCCGAGCUAGAUGCGAGAAGAGCAGAGGUCCUUGGAAAUGCAGCCAGGAUUAUUCAAAGACAGAUUCGAACUUACAUUGCUAGGAAGGAGUUCAUCACAACUCGCCAGGCAGCAAUUCAAAUGCAAUCAUGUUGGCGAGGUAUAUUAGCUCGCAAGCUAUAUGAACAAUUACGCCGUCAAGCAGCUGCUCUGAAGAUACAGAAGAACUUCCGCUGUUAUGUUGCUUGGAAAUCGUACUCAACAUUGCAGCAUUCUGCUAUCACAUUGCAGACAGGCAUGAGAGCAUUGAGUGCCAGGAAUGAAUUCAGAUAUCGGAAACAAACAAAGGCUGCUAUUAAAAUCCAGGCUCAUGUGCGUUGCUACAGGGAUUGGUCUUACUACAAAAGUCUGCAGAGGGCUGCUCUUGUUACUCAAUGUGGUUGGAGAGCACGAGUGGCAAGGAGGGAGCUUCGCAAGCUUAAAAUGGCCGCAAGGGAAACUGGUGCUCUCAAAGAAGCAAAGGACAAGCUGGAAAAGAAAGUGGAAGAACUUACAUGGCGGUUGCAAUUUGAAAAACGAUUACGGACUGAACUGGAAGAAACGAAAGCCCAGGAAAUUACAAAAUUACAGGAGGCUUUGCAGGCAAUGCAAGUUCAAGUAGAUGAAGCAAAUGCUAAAGUUAUUAAAGAACGGGAAGCAGCAAGAAAAGCCAUUGAAGAAGCUCCUCCUGUGAUUAAGGAAACCCCUGUUAUAGUUCAAGAUACUGAAAAAGUUGAAGCAUUAACAGCUGAGGUUGAACAAUUAAAGGCUUCAUUGAAUUCUGAAAGGCAAGCUGCAGAAGCAGCAAAGAAGGCUUCUAUAGAUGCUGAGGCCAGAAAUUCAGAACAGGCUAAAAAACUUGAAGAUGCAGAACGGAAAGUGGAUCAGCUGCAGGAGUCUCUGCAGAGGCUUGAAGAGAAGCUCUCGAAUACUGAAUCAGAGAAUCAAGUUCUUCGUCAACAAGCUUUGGCAAUGUCUCCCACUGGAAAAACUAUUUCUGCAAGACCAAAAACAACUAUUAUACAGAGAACUCCGGAGAAUGGAAAUAUUCCAAAUGGUGAAACCAAGGUUGCACAUGACAUGACUCUUGCUAUAGCCAGUCCAAAAGAGUCUGAAUCUGAGGAAAAACCACAAAAGUUUCUUAAUGAAAAGCAGCAGGAGAACCAAGACUUGCUCAUCAAGUGCAUCUCUCAAGAUUUGGGAUUUUCUGGUGGCAAACCAAUUGCUGCUUGUUUGAUUUACAAAUGCCUUCUUCAUUGGAGAUCAUUUGAAGUUGAGAGGACUACAGUGUUUGACAGAAUCAUCCAAACAAUAGCUUCAGCAAUAGAGGUCUCAGACAACAAUGAUACAUUAACUUACUGGUUGUGUAAUACUUCUACGCUGUUAAUGCUGCUCCAACACACACUCAAAGCCACUGGGGCAGCUAGUUUGACUCCUCAAAGGCGGAGGUCAUCAUCAGCCUCACUUUUUGGGAGGAUGUCUCAAGGAUUACGGGGAUCUCCACAAAGUGCUGGGCUCUCAUUUCUUAAUGGCCGGGUGCUUGGUAGACUGGAUGACUUGCGUCAAGUUGAGGCUAAAUAUCCUGCUUUGCUGUUCAAGCAGCAGCUUACUGCUUUCCUUGAGAAGAUCUAUGGGAUGAUUAGGGACAAUUUAAAGAAAGAGAUUUCUCCAUUGCUUGGCUUGUGCAUCCAGGCUCCUAGGACAUCUCGUGCUAGUUUAGUAAAAGGACGCUCUCAAGCUAAUGCUGUUGCUCAACAAGCUUUGAUUGCUCAUUGGCAGAGCAUUGUGAAAAGCCUAAAUAAUUACUUGAACAUAAUGAAAGCAAACUCCGUUCCUCCCUUCUUGGUCCGUAAGGUUUUCACUCAGAUAUUUUCUUUCAUCAAUGUUCAACUUUUUAACAGUCUUCUUUUGCGGCGUGAGUGUUGCUCCUUCAGCAAUGGGGAGUAUGUCAAGGCUGGGCUCGCCGAAUUAGAGCAAUGGUGUUGUUCUGCAACUGAAGAAUUUGUAGGCUCCGCAUGGGAUGAACUGAAGCAUAUCAGACAGGCUGUUGGCUUCCUAGUUAUUCAUCAAAAGCCCAAAAAGACAUUGCAUGAAAUCACAAAUGAGCUUUGUUCGGAGCUUAGCAUACAGCAGUUGUACAGGAUAAGUACAAUGUACUGGGAUGACAAGUAUGGCACCCACAGCGUUUCUUCAGAUGUUAUUUCAAAUAUGAGAGUUAUGAUGACAGAGGACUCUAACAAUGCAGUUAGCAGUUCCUUUUUGUUGGAUGAUGACUCAAGCAUCCCAUUCUCUGUGGAUGACAUCUCCAAAUCAAUGCAACCAGUGGAUGUUGCUGACAUUGAGCCUCCGCCACUAAUCCGAGAGAAUUCAGGUUUUGCAUUUUUGCAUUAGAGCUCUGGAUGAUGAUUAUCAAGUUUUUAUUCUAAAUCAUCACCUCAUCUCUGGAAGAUUGAAAUCUGCGCAUCAGCUGGUGUGCAGAAACUUGUGCAUAAAUUUUCAUUUUCGGUUGCAUAUUUGUCUUGUAAAUUUACUCCAUUAGCUCAGGUAACAGUUAAUAUAUGUUAUCUGAGUCAAUUUUUUGAUUCCCCUCGUGCAUUUCCCGACACGAGAGGUAUUAUAGCACAAAGCUAUAGGGGCUAGUACUGUGAUGGCAAUUAGUUAAUAUAGAGUCAUGAUUGGUUUUUCAGUUGGUGUGUGCUGGGGAUUUGAGUGUAAAUUUGAAGCAAUUUUAGGUUCUUAACUUUUAGUGUGGACUUAGAAUGCAGUUAGGUUGCUACUGUAUUUUGAAAUACAUGUAAAAAGUCUCCCUAAGGUUUUAUUGGUUUAUAUAUGAAUGACUUGAUUACAUUCUUUUUC
This is a messenger RNA of Coffea arabica (coffee), 5465 nucleotides long. RefSeq names its product myosin-17-like. Lineage: Eukaryota; Viridiplantae; Streptophyta; Magnoliopsida; Gentianales; Rubiaceae. Gene Ontology annotation, biological process: actin filament organization. Gene Ontology annotation, cellular component: actin cytoskeleton; myosin complex; cytoplasm. Gene Ontology annotation, molecular function: ATP binding; actin filament binding; microfilament motor activity. The record is from RefSeq and is a predicted model, not a curated record.